This is a messenger RNA of Sclerotinia borealis F-4128, 1626 nucleotides long. Lineage: Eukaryota; Fungi; Ascomycota; Leotiomycetes; Helotiales; Sclerotiniaceae. The record is from the annotation of a GenBank genome assembly.
AUGGCAACAAUCUCUACAUCUCAAGCUCAUACCAGCUUGACACCACCAAGUAGUUCUCAUGGUCAAGAUUCUUGGAAUUAUUCUGUACCAGCUCAAGUAGAGCCUACCUCACCUUCUGCGGACGACUUUCCAAAUCAUAAUCGACAACUCUCUCAACCGAACGGUUACGCAUUACGUCCAAGUACAGAAACCUUCGGUCCUCGAACUGCUCACGACUCCAAUCAUUUGGCUCCAGUUGGUGCAAAUGAAUUAAAUCGCCAGCAUAGUGAUAUCAGCGACACCCCUAGCGCUCCCGAUAGCUUACUGGACCUAUAUGAAAAUAAUAAAGGUGGUCAAGGUAUGGAUUUUGGGGAGAGGAGAGGUAUGAAUGGUAAAAAACAUGAGAUGGAUAAUUUAGAACAUUCAAGAUGGAUUCACAGAGAUAAAUUGGCUCGAAUUGAGAAUGAGGAAUUACAAGCAGCUGGAAUAACAAUACCACGACCAAGGACAGGAAGCAAAUCUAGUCGCCGAGAUCGUAGUCAAGACCAUGGAAAUGGGCUCAGAAGUGACGGACAAAAACGGCAGAAGAUGGGCACAAACUCGAUGGGGGACGGAGAUGGAUCUAAUGCUUGGGAUUUACGAUUACCUGAAGAGGCUGCGGGAGACCUUGGUACGAAAGGUAUAUCUAAGAUACCCAUUUCGAAAUCGAGUCCUUUACCAAUACCGAUCGAUUACCUUGAACGAGAUACACCUAUACCUCGGAAACCCAGUGCCAACUGGUAUGAUGAGGAUGAUCCAUUAUCAUUCAAGCAAGCAAGAAGCCGGAGUCAUAGUAUGAAAAGCUCUUUUGGACUUGAUGAUUCUGCACCAACCACUGCGAAUAUACCCAUGCCUACUCCUGCCAGAAUAUCACCUCCUCCUGCUAGAAUUUCACCUACUCCUGCUAGAGCAUCACCAUCGGAACGAUCUCCUACCAAAAAGACAUCAGGACGGAAAGGAUCUAUUGGUGCAAAUGCUGCACUUCCUGGAAGUCGGCAGGCGUCAGCGCAAAGACAAAAACAAAAGCCGGGAACAAAUGCGCCAGAUCUACGACCAAAAACUCGUUCCGGCGAUAUAAUCAAUACCUCGAAACGUCCCGAAGGUGAUCCACCUUGGUUGGCUACUAUGUACAAACCGGAUCCUCGACUACCCCCCGAUCAACAAGUGAUUCCAACUCAUGCAAAACGUAUGCAACAAGAACAAUGGGAGAAGGAGGGAAAAUAUGGAAAUGUUUAUGAUACAUCAUUUAGGCCAUUAAAUCAACAGGAACACAUACCACGCCCAGAUUCCUUCUCUCCACCACCAGAUGGACCAGAAGAACCAGAAUCAGAAGAAUCAGCUCCAGAAUGGCCAUUGGCCGCACCGCAAUCACCUACAGCGCCCAUCUCCCCCGUUUCUCCACUUUCACCUGUUUUUGCUUUGAGUUCCACACCAACAUUAAGUACAGGUGCACGAUCGCAAGUGGAGAGGGCUGGAAGUUAUAGUACAAUGCCUAAAAUCGCAACGGGAAAACCUCAAGGAGUCAAUAUUCCAGAUCCUAAACCACCAAUUCGUGUUCAAGAUUCUCCUGAAUCGAAUAAGGGUUGCGGUUGUUGCGUUAUUAUGUAA